Molecule: messenger RNA, 624 nt
Organism: Penicillium arizonense
Lineage: Eukaryota; Fungi; Ascomycota; Eurotiomycetes; Eurotiales; Aspergillaceae
Product: D-aminoacyl-tRNA deacylase
Exons: 5
Coding region: 1-624 (207 amino acids)
Biological process (GO): tRNA metabolic process
Cellular component (GO): cytoplasm
Molecular function (GO): D-tyrosyl-tRNA(Tyr) deacylase activity
Source: RefSeq, a predicted model, not a curated record
AUGCCUCUCCGCGCUGGGGUGGAAAGCUUCGUGGUUGCUGGAUCAGUCGUGAUACAAAGAGUCAAAUCGGCGUCCGUGAGCGUCGAUUCAGAGUUGAUCUCCUCUAUUGGCAAGGGCCUGCUAGUAUUUGCUGGUAUUGGCCAAGAAGAUACCGAGAAGGAUGCAGAGAACCUGGUGAAUAAGGUGUUAAAGGCCAAAUUCUGGCCAGACGAAAAUGGAUCACAAUGGAAGAAGAAUGUUCAAGACAUUGAGGGAGAAGUACUAUGCGUUUCGCAAUUCACCCUCUAUGCCAAGAUGAAGAAAGGCAACAAGCCUGAUUUUCACGAUGCAGCCAAACCAGAAACAGCGCGGAGGGUCUAUGAUUACUUCUAUGACAAGAUGCGCGAAUCCUACGUCCCAGGCCGGGUAAAAAAUGGUGUCUUCCAGGCAAUGAUGGAGGUCGAACUGAAGAACGACGGGCCGGUGGGUGUAGAUUACCGCAGUGAAGAUGCGGCGGUCACCAUCGAGAUCAACACCAAUCUCCCUAAGAAGGAACCUAAGGAACCGAAAGACAAUAACAAGCCGGAAGAGGAGGAGAUAAAGAAGACAUUUGAAUUUCAACUGCCAGCUGAACUGCUGCAGUGA